ACUCCCGCUCCAUUGUCUGGGCAGCGGCGCUCGGGUGCGCGUGCGGGGGGACCCCCCGAGAUCGGGGCGCGGGGUGGGUGCGUACGGGCCGGCUCUUGCCUCGCCGUGCCGCCUGCUCCGCGAGGAUGGCGACGGAUGUUGCCCGGGGGCCCGGCGGCCACGCGAUCUGCCUGCUGCUGCUGCUGGUGGCCCUGACCCUGGACGUCCUGCGAGUGGGUUGUGCGCCAGACCCUCUGCACCCCGUUUAUCUGCCGGCAUCUCUGGAGCUCCUGGACGCCCCUGAGCACUUCCGUGUCCAGCAGGUGGGCCAGUACCCACCGGCCAACUCAUCUCUGGCUUCCCGAUCCGAGACCUUCCUGCUCCUCCAGCCCUGGCCCCGGGCUCAGCCCCUGCUCCGAGCCUCCUACCCACCCUUUGCCACACAGCAGGUGGUCCCUCCUCGGGCCACUGAGCCCCACCAGCGGCCAGUCCCAUGGGAUGUGCGGGCCGUGUCGGUGGAAGUAGCAGUGACCCCUGCCGAGCCCCAUGCCCGUGUCCUCUUCCACCUCAAAGGGCAGGAUUGGCCUCCAGGACCUGGCAGCUUGCCCUGCGCCCGGCUCCACGCCACACACCCGGCAGGCACUGUGCACCGAGCUUGCCGUUUCCAGUUGUCCCUGGGGGCCUGCGUGGUGGAGCUGGAGCUCCCGGCCCACUGGUUCCCUUUGGCUGCCCCUGCCACCCGUGCUCAGCUGGCCUACACACUAGAGCCAGCCACUGAGGGCCCCGGUGGCUGCAGCCUUGGUGCUGAGGUGGACCCCGGGGAACAGGCUCUCCCCGUGGGUACAGUGGAGCUGCGCCCAGCAGCGCCCCCGCUGCACCAGGAGGUUCCCCUGGAUGACGUGGUGACCCUGCGGGUGCCCGAUGCGCCCGUGCGGCCUGGCCAGCCCUUCAGUGCCAUCGUACUGCUCCGGCACAACUUCACUGCCAGCCUGCUGAGCCUGCGGAUCAAGGUGAAGAAGGGGCUGCAUGUGACAGCCGCCCGCCCGGCCCAGCCUGACCUCUGGACCGCCAAGCUGGAACGUUUCAAGGGCUCCAAGCACCACACCACACUCAUCACCUGCCAGAAGGCUGAACCUACUGGGCCGCAGUCCAGCACCGGAGAUCUGUUCGAGUUCCUGUGGGUGGACUUUUCGGUGGAAAACGGCACUGCGGGAGGUGCGGUGGUCACACGGCCCGUCACCUGGCAGCUGGAGUACCCUGGGCAGGCCCCCGAAGCAGAGAAGGACAAAAUGGUGUGGGAGGUCCUGGUGUCGGAGCGGGACAUUAGAGCCCUCAUCCCGCUGGCCAAGGCGGAAGAGCUGGUAAAUACAGCACCCCUUACUGGACUGCCACGACGAGUCCCCGUACGCCUUGUCACUGUGGAAGGUGGGGGAGCCCUGGCAGAAGUGACCGAGCACAUUGGCUGCGAGUCCACCAACACCCAAGUCCUACAGGUUUCCGAGGCCUGUGACGCUGUGUUUGUGGCUGGCAAGGAGAGUCGGGGCGCGCGUGGGGUUCGAGUGGACUUCUGGUGGCGCCGGCUGCGGGCCUCACUGCGGCUGACAGUGUGGGCCCCAGUGCUGCCACUGCGCAUCGAGUUGACAGAUACCUCCCUGGAGCAGGUCCGCAGCUGGAGGGUGCCCAGCUCCACAGAAGGCUCUUCGGAUGCUGCGGCCUCCCCUGCAGAAGAUGCUGCAAGGGGCCGCAGCUGUCGCCUGCAGUACCAGCGGGCGGGCGUGCGCUUCCUUGCCCCCUUCGCUGCCCACCCGCCGGACGGCAGCCGCCGCCUCACCCACCUGCUCGGCCCGGACUGGCUGCUGGACGUGACCCACUUGGUGGCACCCCAUGCCCGUGUGCAGGACCCACGCGUCGCCUCGCUGGAGGGUGGCCGCAUCCUGGUGGGCCGGGAGCCCGGUGUCACCUCGAUCGAGGUGCGAUCCCCGAUCUCUGACUCCAUCUUGGGCGAGCAGGCCCUGGCUGUGAAGGAUGACAAGGUGUCGGUACUGGAGCUCCGGGUGCAACCCGUGACGGGCAUCUCUCUGGCCCUGAGUCGAGGCACCGCUCAUCCAGGAGAGGUCACGGCCACAUGCUGGGCACAGCCUGCCCUUCCUGCCCCAAAGCAGGAGGUGGCCCUCUCCCUGUGGCUGUCCUUUUCCGACCACACCGUGGCGCCUGUCGAACUCUAUGACCGCCAUGACCUGGGACUGUCCGUCUCGGCCGAAGAGCCCGGCUCCAUCCUGCCUACCGAGGAGCGGGGCCCCCAGUUCGGGGUGGUGGUGAGUGGGGCGGGCCCCGAGGGGCUUCCCCUACACGUAGCACUGCACCCCUCAGAGUCCUGCCGCCGGGGUCGUCAUCGCAUCACCCUGGCUUCUGGCUCGGCCUGGCUGGGGCUCCCCCGGGUCCCAACCCCAGUCCCUGCCCUUCCCCUAAUUCCAACAGAGGGUUCACAGGCCAUGGAAGCCAGCCUGGGUGGGGGCCAGCAGGCACCAGGCGGUGAGGGGGACACUGGGGGUAUGAGGGGAAAGUUUGAGCGGUCAGAGGAGGCUAGGAAGGUACAGGAGGAGGAGGAGGAGGAAGAUGAAGAGGAAGAGAUGGUGCCUGCCCCUCAGCGGGUCACCGAUCUUGAGCUGGGCAUGUAUGCCUUAUUGGGCAUCUUUUGCCUGGCCAUCCUCAUCUUCCUGGUCAACGGAAUAGUCUUCGUGCUGCGCUACCAGCGCAAGGAGCCCCCCGACAGUGCUGCCAACCCUGCCUCCCCUCAACCCCACAACUGGGUCUGGCUGGGCACGGACCAGGAGGAGCUCAGCCGCCAGUUGGACCGGCAGUCCCCUGGGCCACCCAAGGGGCAGGGCAGCUGCCCCUGCGAGAGUGGGGGAGGAGGGGACUCGGUGGCCCCGGCCCCAAUGGCUCCAACCCCAACCCCGGCUCCCAGCGGAGUCACCACCACCGCCUCCAGCACCCUGGCCCGCAAGGAAGCCGGAGCACGGCGCAAGCGGGUGGAAUUUGUGACAUUUGCACCAGUGUCCCCAGCCGAGCCCCCCGAGGAACCCUUGGGUGCCCCCGCGGUGCAGUCCAUCCUGGUGGCGGGCGAGGAGGACAUCCGCUGGGUGUGUGAGGACAUGGGGCUCAAGGACCCCGAGGAGCUGCGUAGCUACAUGGAGCGGAUCCGGGGCAGCUCCUGACCCCCGAAACCCCAUCCUCCCUCACCCUGCCCCAUUCUGGCAGCUCUUUCCAUUUCUCCACGGGCACUUGUUGAACCAAGUCCCUGUCCGGGUCCCUCUGCCCCUGCCCCUUGUCAUGGACCAGGUUGUGAGGAAGGGCUCCAGCCCCUUAUUUAUGGGAACCAUUGCAUCCUGAUGUUGGGUACAGAAUAAAGCAAGAAGGAAUCCUGGA
Messenger RNA from Suncus etruscus (white-toothed pygmy shrew), 3408 nucleotides. It is a transcript of the gene TMEM132A, whose product is annotated as transmembrane protein 132A. The transcript has 11 exons. NCBI's taxonomy places the organism in Eukaryota, Metazoa, Chordata, Mammalia, Eulipotyphla, Soricidae. Bases 126 to 3197 code for a protein of 1023 amino acids. The record is from RefSeq and is a predicted model, not a curated record.